Messenger RNA from Oryza sativa Japonica Group (Japanese rice), 2272 nucleotides. Its product is annotated as E3 ubiquitin-protein ligase RGLG2. Gene Ontology annotation, cellular component: nucleus. The record is from RefSeq and is a predicted model, not a curated record. Gene Ontology annotation, molecular function: ubiquitin protein ligase activity. Gene Ontology annotation, biological process: protein K63-linked ubiquitination. Lineage: Eukaryota; Viridiplantae; Streptophyta; Magnoliopsida; Poales; Poaceae.
UCCUUCCUUGCACAGUUGCACCCGUGAGGCCGUGGCACUGCAGAAGCAGCCAAACCACCACCAGCUCACGCCUCCCAAGUCCCAAGCGGCGACGCAACGCGAAGGAAGGAGCCCCGAAGCCUCGCCGCGCCUCUCCCGAAAAAUAAACCGCAAAGGCGGCGCCGCGAGCGGUUGCGUUGCGUACUCACCUUGGUCGUCGUCGUCGUUCCCCCGCCGCCUCCGCGUCGCGCACGAGGAGAUAUACGCCCCCCGCGUCGCGGGCUUGGUUGAUCGAUCGAUCGGUUGGUUGGUUGGUUUUGUUGGAUUUUUUUCCUUGGUCGAUCUAGUUGAGAUGGGAGGGGGCCAGUCGAGGAGCCCGCGGGACGGGAGCGGCCACGGGAGGUACGGCCACUCGCCGUCGUUCCAGCAGCAGUGGGGCGGUGGCGGUGGCGGCGGCGGCGGCGGCGGCGGUGGGUAUCCCUAUGGGCAGGAUGCGCAUGGAGGAGGCUACUACGGCGCGCCGGCGCCGCAAGGGGGAUACGCGGCGCCGUACCCGGCUUAUCAGCAGCCGCCGCCGCCGAUGCCGUCCCCAGCGGCGACGCAGCCGCCGGCCCGGGCGGGGGGCGCGUCCAAGCCGCGCCUCGACCGCCGCUACUCGCGGAUCGCCGACGACUACCACUCCGUGGAUCAGGUUACUGAUGCACUAGCUCAAGCAGGACUUGAGUCUUCGAAUCUUAUUGUUGGCAUUGAUUUCACAAAGAGCAAUGAAUGGUUAGGAAAAUUUUCCUUCCAUGGACGCAGUUUACAUCACAUUAGCAAUGCACCUAAUCCGUAUGAACAAGCAAUCUCGAUCAUUGGACAGACACUGUCGAAAUUUGAUGAAGAUAACUUGAUUCCCUGUUUUGGAUUUGGAGAUGCAACAACACAUGACCAAGACGUCUUCUGUUUUUAUCCUGAUUUGAGACCUUGCAAUGGAUUCUCAGAAGCUCUAAGCCGGUACAGGGAACUUGUUCCACACUUGCGCUUAGCUGGACCAACAUCCUUUGCACCAAUCAUUGAGAUGGCAAUGACCAUCGUGGAACAAAGUGGCGGGCAGUACCAUGUUCUGUUGAUAAUUGCUGAUGGGCAGGUUACAAGGAGUGUAGACACUGCAUCUGGGCAGCUGAGUUCACAAGAGCAAAAGACUGUUGAUGCUAUUGUGAGAGCUAGUGAAUUGCCGUUGUCUAUUGUGCUAGUAGGAGUUGGUGAUGGCCCUUGGGACAUGAUGAAAGAGUUUGACGACAACAUUCCUUCUCGUGCUUUUGACAAUUUUCAAUUUGUGAAUUUUUCGGAGAUCAUGAACAAAAACAUGCCCCAAUCAAGGAAAGAGGCAGCAUUUGCACUUUCAGCCUUGAUGGAGAUACCUCAGCAAUACAAAGCAACUGUUGAAUUAGGAAUUUUAGGUCGUCGCUCUUUCAAGUCGCCUGAAAGGGUUCCUCUCCCUCCCCCUGGUGGAAGCCAUGAUGCUUACUCGUAUGGAUCAAAAAGCUUUAGUAAACCAAGUACCUACCCACAGAGUAGUACAUCAUCAUCGUCAUAUCCUCACUAUGAAACUGCACAGAGUUCGAGCCCUGCUGUACCUUCUUCUACUUAUGACAAUCAGGUUUGCCCAAUCUGCCUUGUGAACCCCAAAGACAUGGCGUUUGGCUGCGGACACCAGACCUGCUGUGAUUGUGGGCAGAGCCUCGAAUCGUGCCCAAUAUGUCGCAGUCCAAUCUCCACAAGAAUAAAGCUAUACUAGCAAUGGCAGUUUGGAUCAUUUGCGAAUGGGUGGCAUACUGGAGACCACCUUGUGUCACAUUGGGCGAUGGAUUGUAUUGGAUGCUUCAAGUGCAAUCCAUGCAAAGCCUUUGAACGGCUUGCAGACAAGCCCGUUAAGUACUGGGUUUGCAUCGACAAGGAUCGCAAGGCCAGCAAUCCACUGCUCCAAGAUUGUGGAGCAGGGGAUGUCUCAAGUAUUGAAACCCACUAGGAAUGAUCCGAACUCCAGUGCAAGAAGUGGGUUGAUAAAAUAUUCUAACGAAUUGAAGAAAAGAAAGAAAAGGAGAAAUCCUGAUGGAUCGAACAGGAGUCUGUCUGAUUAGUCGAACAUUUGUACAUAUCGCGAUGUUGGUUUCGUCACCGUGGCCGACAUAAGUUUUAGAGGAUUCGUUUUCCAGUGCCGUCUUCAUGCAAGAUUUGUUUGUUUAUUCAUGCGUUUUUGUAAAGAUUUGCAGUUUUCGUAUAUGAUUGAAAGUGACUUUUUUUGGUGCCA